AUGACGAAGAAGACUAUAAAUGAUAAAGAUCGAAUAAGAUUUCGGAAAUAUGAGUCUGGUGCUUCUAAAAGAAAUAUCAAGAAACGACAUGAGGCAAUGACCGAAUCAUUAGUGGGUUCGAUUUCAAAAUUGUUCAAUGCUAAAAAUGAACGUUCUCUACCUUUAAGUCAAGAUGAUAAUGGAGAAAAUGAUAGAUUAAGAGUAGAAGAUGAAAUAUUGGAAGAGCCUAUUAGUAAUCUUGUGGAUGAAGUGGUCCAAGUGGAUAAUGAAGAAAAUAAUAGGAUUGAAGAUAAUAUACUUGAACAACCAAUGACUACGGAUGUUAAUAUUGAAUUUGAAAAGGAUGUUGACGUUAAUUAUGAUCCAGGGUUGUGGGGAAAUAUGAAUGAUUCAAAAAGGAUAAUGUUAGUUCAACGAGGUCCUAUUAAGAUUCUAAAAGAUAAUUUUCCUAAGGAUAAUAUAAGUGAGAGACGUUUUUCCUCUAAUUUUUACGUUUCUAUUCUUCUCAAUGGUGAGAAACAAGAAAGGAAAUGGCUCGUUUAUUCAAAUGAGUUGAAUAAGGUCUUUUGUUUUUAUUGCAAAUUAUUUAAGCAUAAUACUAUGAUAAGUAGUUUGGCCGGAGAUGGAAAUAAUGAUUGGAGUAACCUUUAUUCAUAG
Messenger RNA from Impatiens glandulifera, 657 nucleotides. RefSeq names its product zinc finger MYM-type protein 5-like. The coding region runs from base 1 to 657 and encodes 218 amino acids. The transcript has a single exon. The record is from RefSeq and is a predicted model, not a curated record. NCBI's taxonomy places the organism in Eukaryota, Viridiplantae, Streptophyta, Magnoliopsida, Ericales, Balsaminaceae.